Messenger RNA from Lachnellula hyalina, 1224 nucleotides. Its product is annotated as FAD-dependent monooxygenase. Gene Ontology annotation, molecular function: monooxygenase activity; FAD binding. The record is from RefSeq and is a predicted model, not a curated record. The transcript has 3 exons. Bases 1 to 1224 code for a protein of 407 amino acids. Lineage: Eukaryota; Fungi; Ascomycota; Leotiomycetes; Helotiales; Lachnaceae.
AUGAGUCCAAUUACUCGUGUGCAAACCUCUUUUGUUGCUCUAGAUGUUGCAGUGUUGGGUUCAGGACUUGGAGGACUUUGUGCUGCUCUCUCUCUCCGCCGUGCUGGGCAUAAGGUUACUCUGUACGAACGAUUUGAUUUCGCGGGAGAAGUGGGCGCUUCUCUCUCUGUGGCAUCUAAUGGAUCACGAUGGAUCGAGAGAUGGGGUGUAGACGUUCCUUCCGUCAAGCCUGUAACUUUACAACGUCUCAUCAUGCAUGACUGGGAAACGGGAACGAUAAAGAAUAAAUACGAUUUGGGUGACUACAAAACAAAAUUUGGAUCCGAAUAUUACAACUUUCAUAGAAUUGACAUGCAUCAAACUCUCCUUGACACUGUGCAGCAGGAAGGCGGUGCUGGGAUUCCCUGCAAGAUCAUUACCAAUCACAGAGCGAUUGAGGUUGAUUCUGAAAGGGGGAUCGUUCGAUUUGAAAAUGGCUCUUCCGCAACAGCAGAUUUAAUUAUUGGUGCUGAUGGUAUCCGAUCUAAUACCCGGCAACAAAUCGGCAUUAUCCCAGAAUUCAAGGCAUCAGAGUCAUGCUGUUAUCGCUGUAUUAUUUCUGCAGAAAAGCUUCACUCGCUGGGUCUUACAGAAUUCAUCACCAACAACGCCAUCGAGUUUUGGGGCGGUUAUGGUAUCAACAAAAUCGUUCUGUCUGCAUGUCAUAACAAUGAAGUCGUAAGCUGCUACUGUUUCUACCCUGCUUCCCACAACGGGUUAGAUAAGGACGGAUGGAACAUCUCUGCUACGCCUCAAGAGUUGGUAGAUACUUUUCCCGGCUUGGACAAGAGAAUCAAGCAACUGUUCUUACACUCGGAAGAUAUCAAAAUGUGGCGACUUUAUAUUCACGAAGAAUACCCAUACUGGCAACAAGGUAUUGUGGGGCUUCUAGGAGAUGCUGCACAUCCUAUGUUGCCAGAUCAAAGUCAGGGGUUUUGUCAAGGCAUUGAGGAUGCUGCGGCACUGGGAUUGGUGUUUAGUGAAGACCAUUUCAAAGGCGAUGUGAGACGAGCGUUGGAGCUGUAUGAGGAGGUUCGAAAACCAAGAGCGACUAGAGUGCAAAAAGCAAGUGCCAAAGCGAGGACCGAUCUAAGUGAGCGCAUUGGGUGGAGUACUGGACUGGAAAGAAAAGAUAAGUUAACUAUUGAAGAGCACAUCAAAGAGGCGGAGGCUGCUAAGCCCUGA